CAAAACUCAACGCCCACACACAUACCAAACGUAAAAGAAAAGAAAAAUAAAAAUAAAAGAAGAGGACCUGACAUUUUUUUUCUUCAAAAAAGACCCAACUGUUUUUAUUUUCUCUCAUAACCCUAGAUUUUCUCUCCUCUACAAAUUUUCUCGAGAAAAUGGCAAAUGCAGCGUCCGGGAUGGCUGUGCAUGAUGAAUGCAAACUGAAGUUUUUGGAAUUGAAGGCAAAAAGGACGUAUCGCUUCAUUGUUUACAAGAUUGAAUUGGUACAGAAGCAGGUUGUUGUGGAAAAGGUAGGUGAACCAACUGAAAGUUACGAGGCUUUUGCUGCCAGCCUUCCUGCUGAUGAGUGCCGAUAUGCUGUUUAUGACUUCGAUUACGUGACAGCUGAGAAUUGUCAGAAGAGUAGGAUCGUUUUCGUCGCAUGGUCUCCUGAUUCCGCUAAGGUGAGAAGCAAGAUGAUUUAUGCGAGCUCGAAAGACAGGUUCAAAAGGGAGUUAGAUGGGAUUCAGAUCGAGUUGCAAGCUACUGAUCCAACCGAGAUGGAUCUCGAUGUUAUUAGAAGCCGAACGAAUUGAAAUGUUGCGAUACCUACAAUGUGCUAUGGAGAGCCUAUAUAUUGUGGCUAAUGAAAAGUCUCUACUGUUUAUAUAAUUUGAACUAGAAUUUUACUUCUUCAAGUCUUUUAUUAUAUUUGUGGAUCAUGGGAUGGUUAUAUCCCCUUUCAGUGUGAUAUUACUCAACAGUUCAUGUGA
Messenger RNA from Mercurialis annua (annual mercury), 755 nucleotides. RefSeq names its product actin-depolymerizing factor 4-like. Gene Ontology annotation, biological process: actin filament depolymerization. The coding region runs from base 159 to 578 and encodes 139 amino acids. Gene Ontology annotation, molecular function: actin filament binding. The record is from RefSeq and is a predicted model, not a curated record. NCBI's taxonomy places the organism in Eukaryota, Viridiplantae, Streptophyta, Magnoliopsida, Malpighiales, Euphorbiaceae. Gene Ontology annotation, cellular component: actin cytoskeleton; cytoplasm. The transcript is spliced from 3 exons.